Molecule: messenger RNA, 1833 nt
Organism: Rubroshorea leprosula
Lineage: Eukaryota; Viridiplantae; Streptophyta; Magnoliopsida; Malvales; Dipterocarpaceae
Source: the annotation of a GenBank genome assembly
UCUACUCCAAAGCCUGAGAAACUAGUCUGGUAGCAAAAAUGGCAAUGGCAAUUUCUCUCGUCUUUCCGAGUUCUAUUUUUACUAGUUCUCUUCUUCACCUCAUAUGUCACAACUCAACCACCACCUACUGGCACAAACUUCUCAUGCUCUGAAAAUUCCUCCCCAUGCUCUACAUCGCAUACUUUGGCCAGGAACCAGGAUUUCUGGACCUGGAAAACAUAUCUGAUCUGUUUGGUGUGUGUCCCAUAUCAAUAGCCAGAGCUAGUAACUUGGCUUCUGAGGAUACCCGGUUGUUCCCAGGCCAACUGUUGCUGGUGCCUAUAUCCUGUGGCUGCAGUGGGAACCAAUCUUUGGCCAACAUCACUUAUGAGAUCAAGCAAGGUGACAGCUACUACCUUGUUUCAACCACUGCUUUUGAAUAUCUCACCAAUUUGCAUGUAGUUGAAGACAUGAACCCUGCUCUUAAUCCAGUCCAAUUGGAGAUUGGUGUCAAAAGUGUAAGCGCCAAGUUCAAUGCUUCAUCAACAGACAUCAGAGCUGAAAAUAAUUACCAGAAUUUCGGCUCUCAGGAAGGUAUUCCCAUAAUGAUCCCUGUGUCACAAUUGCCUGUUCUGUCUCAGACUUACCCUUCUAAACAAACCAAAUUCAAACAUCAAGGGAUCCUGAUAGCUGUUGCAAGCACAGUUUGCACGGUGGUGAUUUUUGUUUUAGCAGCUCUGCUGACCCAAACUUACACUCCACAUGUGGAGGUUGGGAAGAGUGGAGGUUUCCAACCAAAGAUCAUCCAGGAUAAGCUACUUCCUGGAGUUUUCAGGUAUUUAGACAAGCCAAUUAUGUACGAGGUAAUAGAAAUUCUGGAUGCAACCAUGAACUUUAGUCAGGAAUAUAGGAUUGGAGGAUCAGUGUACGGAGCCACCAUUAAUGGGAAGAUCUUGGCGAUCAAGAAAACAAAGGAAGAUGUCACAGAGGAGCUGAAGAUUUUACAGAAAGUAAAUCAUGUAAUUCUGCUGAAGUCACUAGGAAUAUCUUCUGAUUCUGAUGGAAACUGCUUCUUGGUCUAUGAAUAUGCAGAAAAGGGGUCACUGAAUAAGUGGUUGUAUCCGAAAUCCUCAUCCUCUUCAAACUCUGGGGCCUUUCUCACUUGGGGUCAGAGAUUAAAUAUAGCGUUGGAUGUGGCAAAUGGACUGCAAUACAUGCAUGAGCACAUUCACCCAAGCAUUGUACACGGGGAUAUCAGAACAAGUAAUAUUCUUCUAGACUCUAGCUUUAAGGCCAAGCUUGCAAAUUUCUUCUUGGCAAUGACAGCUACAAACUCCGUGAUGCCAAAAGCGGAUGUUUUUGCUUUUGGGAUUAUUUUGUUGGAGCUGCUUUCAGGGAAGAAAGUCAUGGAAACCAAAGAAAAUGGUGAGGUUUCGAUGUUGUGGAAGGAGAUAAGGGAAGUCCUGGAGAAGGAAGAGAAGAAAGAGGAGAGGCUAAGGAAAUGGAUAGAUCCAAAUUUGGAGAGGUUGUAUCCUAUUGAUGGUGCUCUAAGCUUGGCAGUCUAGGCUAGGGCCUGCACACAGAAGAAGUCACUUGCUAGGCCAAGCAUGGCAGAAAUUGUCUUUAGCCUCUCUGUUCUCACUCAAUCAUCUCCUAAGACAUUCGAAGGCUCUUGGUCUUCAGGGGGAGAACCAGAAGAACUUGCUCAAAUUAAAAACUCCAUCAUUGCUCAGUGAUUGUUUGUCACUUAGAUCCUAGGAACUCCACAUGUAACAAUCUCCAUGUAUAAUGUUACCCUGAUCCAAUGUACAGGUCCUGCUUGCCUCUCAAUUUUAAUAAACCGGCACAUAUUAU